AUGAGUGCUGUUGUAAUACAGAAGGUCCGACCUGCCAAAAAGCAAAAACACCAGCCAGGACAUCUGCGCAGAGACGUCUACACAGAUGACUUGCCACCCCCUCCUGUGCCACCUCCAGCUAUAAAAUCACCAACCGCCCAGUCCAAAUCACAGCUGGAGGUGCGGCCAGUCAUGUUGCCAAAACUUGCUUCAAUAGAAGCGAGGACAGACAGAUCUGCGGAAAGGAAAGGAGCGAGCUACAAGGGGAGGGACGGGGUGGAUGGGAGACAGCAUUCAGACGUGCGGACAAAUUCAGGAGAGCGGAGAGAAUCACAGGAGCAGCAAAGUGAUGGGAAACUACGAGGAAAUAAAGCACCAAAACGAGAAGGCGCACCAGCAAAAACUCAUCUUCUUCAAGAGGACAUCCUGCCAUAUUCUAGACCAACGUUUCCAACAUCAAAUAAUCCUAGAGAUCCCAGUUCCUCCAGCUCUAUGUCAUCAAGAGGAUCAGGAGGCAGACAGAGGGCGGAUCAAGCAAAUAUAGCCCGAAGGAAUGUUGCAGAAAUGCAAGUACUGGGAGCGUAUGAACAAGGAGAAGAGGAAGAAGAGGAGAUGGAGGAAACAGAAAGCUGAAGACAACGACAUCUAUCAGGACUAGCCCCAAUGA
Molecule: messenger RNA, 646 nt
Organism: Phaethon lepturus (White-tailed tropicbird)
Lineage: Eukaryota; Metazoa; Chordata; Aves; Phaethontiformes; Phaethontidae
Product: roundabout homolog 1-like
Exons: 5
Coding region: 1-612 (203 amino acids)
Source: RefSeq, a predicted model, not a curated record